Molecule: messenger RNA, 1746 nt
Organism: Leptosia nina
Lineage: Eukaryota; Metazoa; Arthropoda; Insecta; Lepidoptera; Pieridae
Source: the annotation of a GenBank genome assembly
AUGUCGUCCUUCGGGGGACAGUGGCGUGCUAUUAGACAUUACCUUUCUAUGACCAAUUUAAAUGCAGAAGUUGAAAAAUUAGUGCAGCGAAUUAAACCAGCCACUCCCGAACAAUGGGAAAAUCUCAUUCAGAAGUUUGAAAAGGCUGUUGCCACCAGAUUCUCACCAACAGAAGUCAAAGUUAAAGAAACCAAAGCGAUUGAAAAUACAGUCAGAGCUACAACAGUAGAGGAAAGUAAAAUAAGCACAAAAGACAGUGUAGAAAAAGCAGAAGUCAAAGAUGCUCUAACGGUUGGUUCGGAGGCUAAAGAAAUAACAUUUGAGGGCAUCUGGGAAGGUCUGAAACUAAAGAAGGAUUUGCAUUUGGGGAAAAUGUCGGAGCCCAGUUGGAAGUCAAACAAGCCAAUAGUUACAAAGACAUCGAUCCAUUCCCGUACCGCGUACGUCAUAUCUGCUCUGGUCACAGCCGAGACUCCGGAGUGUCUCCAACGGAGGACGGAACACUUCAUCGAGCAUUUGCAACAAUAUCCCGAAGCCAGAGAUUAUGCUAUCAAGGAAGGUGCGGUGCGCGCUCUAUUACGAGUCCAACACAAAAUAAAAUCGGACGACCUAACAGUUGCUGCUGAAGUCAAGGGAAUCGUCAAUGAGGCAUUAGCCCUAAUGGGCUACACGGGCCCAACAAAGAGCCGCGGUCCCAACAUCCUGUCGAUAGAUGGCGGUGGCAUCCGAGGAAUUAUCGCAAUUGAGAUCCUGAGACAUUUGGAAAUUUUGACUGGAAAGAAAGUUCAUGAACUAUUCGAUUACAUUAUCGGCGUGAGCACGGGCGCCAUUAUAGCCGCUGUAAUUGCUAGCGGCGCUGGAAGUUUAGAAACAGCUAAUCAGAUGUAUGUGACGCUGUCAAAACAAAUGUUUGGAAACACAUCUCUAAUAGGAGGUACAUCAAGACUGGUAUGGACGCAUUCCUAUUACGAUACUGACGCUUGGGAGAAAAUGCUCAAAGACAAUUUGAAAGAUCUCACCCUCACCCAGUGCAAUCGAUACGAUAUGCCCAAAAUGUCGGUAGUGUCCUGCGUCGUGAACUCCGGUUCCCGUCUCGCACCAUUCCUGUUUCGCACCUACGAAUGCGGAUUCCGGGUCCGUUCCGUUUUCCCCGGGACGAGUCGCGCGCAGCUGUGGCAGGCGGUGCGGGCCUCAGCAGCGGCGCCGACUUACUUCACCGAGUUCAACUUAGAUGGACUAUUGCAUCAGGAUGGUGGCAUAAUGGUUAACAAUCCAACGGCUGUAGGACUACACGAAGCUAAAUUGCUCUUCGGUGGAAAUUCGCUGAAGAACAGCACAAUAAUUUCGGUCGGAACGGGCCAAGCAUUGAACAAACACUUGGACUACCAGCUUCUGAGUAAAGGCUUGGCUAAAGAUACCUCCGGAACGAGCUGGAAGAAUAAGUUCAAUAAGAUCUUGGAUUCAGCUACUGAUACUGAAGGUGUCCAUCUAUCGCUAAACGACUUACUACCCCCCGGUACAUACUACCGCUUUAACCCACCACUCCACGAAGAGUGCGCGAUGGAUGAAAUUAACCCGGAGAAGAUUAAAAACAUGAUUACGGACACUAAUGCGUACAUCAGACGCAACCAGCACAAAUUCGAACAAGCGGCCGCCAUGUUGGUAAGGAAGCGUACGACUUUGCAAAAAGUGAUGGAUUUCGUCGAACACCGAGCUCAUUUGAUGGGCAUCAGUCAGGCCAAUUGA